Molecule: messenger RNA, 1042 nt
Organism: Triplophysa dalaica
Lineage: Eukaryota; Metazoa; Chordata; Actinopteri; Cypriniformes; Nemacheilidae
Exons: 6
Coding region: 53-1042 (329 amino acids)
Source: RefSeq, a predicted model, not a curated record
UGGAAGUCUUUUAAUCUGAUCUCUUGUGGUAUUCUAGCCCAAUAUACUGAAAAUGUUUCACACGUUACUCGUGUUCUGUCUGAGCUCGUGGCUGCUUGGUGUGUUUGGUGAUGAAGUGAAGUCAGUGUCAGUGAUGGAGGGAGAAUCUGUUACUCUACACACUGAUCUCACUCACAUACAGACAGAUGAUGUCAUCGAGUGGAGGUUUGAAAACAUCCGCAUCACCAGAAUCAAGAGAUCAUUCAACAUUAAUCCCACAUAUGAUGAUGAUACUGAAAUAUUCAGAGACAAACUGAAGAUGAACAAUCAGACUGGAGAUCUCACCAUCACACACAUCACAUCUCAACACUCUGGACUUUAUCAACUCAAUAUUCUUGGGAGAAAUAAGGACACGGUCAAGAAAUUCAGUCUUACUGUUCAUGAUAAAGUGAAGUCAGUGUCAGUGAUGGAGGGAGAUCCUUUCACACUACACACUGAUCUCACUCACAUACAGACAGAUGAUGUCAUCGAGUGGAGGUUUAAAGACAUCCGCAUCGCCAGAAUCAAGAGAUCAGUCAGCAUUAAUCCCACAUAUGAUGAGACUGAGAUAUUCAGAGACAAACUGAAGAUGAACAAUCAGACUGGAGAUCUCACCAUCACACACAUCACAUCUCAACACUCUGGACUUUAUCAACUCAAUAUUCUUGGGAGAAACAAGGACACGGUCAAGAGAUUAAGUCUUACUGUUCAUGCACAAGAACUUCAUACAUCAGCAGGAGGACAAUCAGAUUAUAUCAUUCCUCUCUCUUGUGCUGUUGUUGGAUCUGUGAUGAUUGUAGCUGCGCCUCUGAUGCUUCUGAUGUUCUUCAUCUGCAGAAAACACACAAACACACAUCAACAGGAUCAAACCUGCGCUGAUUCAACAUACAACAAAACACAGACAUCUGAAAUGACAGAGUUGGUUUACACGAGCAUUAAACCAGAUGACAUUUGUACUAAAGGACAGUUCGAGUACUUCAGUGAAGUACAGUAUAAUGCUCGCACAAAUAAAAGACUAAAGUAA